AGUCGCAGCGAAGUAUCUCACAUACAUUUAUAUGGACACUCUCACAUUACGAUACUGGUAUUCUACGCGUUCGCGACUAGUCUCGCGAUACCCGCCGUGUUGGUCGCUUGUGCGUCGCGUCUCGCGCGUUUCGACAAGAUGGCGGCGGAGCAAGAAACAAAUAUUAAGUUUGUACAAGAAAUUGAAAAACAUGCUUGUUUAUAUAACUACAAACUACCUGAAUACAUGCGAAAAAAUAUAAUAGACAAGACUUGGGCAGAAAUUGGGAACAAAUUUCAAAUAACAGGAUCAGAAGCUAAAGAAAAGUGGAAAAAUCUACGUAGUGUUUUUGUUCGCCACUUGAAACCGGCCAAAAGUGGAGCAGGUACUGCACAAAAAAAACCAUACUACUUAGCAGACUAUAUGCAAUUUACUGUACCCUUCAUAAAAACAGCAGGAAAACCAUCAGGAAAUUUGAAAGAGACGAUAGAACCACAGACACCUGAUCUUGAACUAUGUGAACAAACACAGUUCACAGAAAAUGUACCUACAAGCACUCAACCAAUCUCGCAACAGCAAUCAUCUCUUCCUUCUACUAGUACAAACACUCAACCAAUCUCGCAACAGCAAUCAUCUCUUCCUUCUACUAGUACAAGCACUCAACCAAUCUCGCAACAGCAAUUACCACCACCACCACCAUCAACAAAUAAUAAAAAAAAACGGAAGAAGCUGGAAGAAACUCAAGCCGAGCAAGACAUUUCAGCUUAUUUUAAAUUUAAACAAUCUAAAAUUCUAGAAAACUGUGACAGUACUGAAAAUUCAAACAAAAUGUUCUUACUGAGUUUACUAUCGGACGUGAACAAAAUGACUGAUAGUCAAAGAAGACUGUUUAAGAGAAGAGUGCUUGCAUUGAUAGACGAUAUAAUGGACCAAAGUAGUGAAAAUAUGAAUAGUCCCAUCACACUUUAUUCUACUCCUUCACCGAUGAGUGCUGCCGAGGUAAUAAGUACGCCAAUUACCAUAAACGAAAGUCUGAAUGUAGUACAAUCAAAUACUGCCAAUCUUUAUUAUGAAUCAAUACCUAUGUUAUUAUCACAGGAAGAUGAAGAAUAAGUAAUAAUUAUAAAGUACUUACAUAUUAAAAUUUAAUAAACAUUUAAUUACCUACAUA
Pieris napi is the source of this 1150-nucleotide messenger RNA. RefSeq lists its product as uncharacterized. Lineage: Eukaryota; Metazoa; Arthropoda; Insecta; Lepidoptera; Pieridae. The record is from RefSeq and is a predicted model, not a curated record. The coding region runs from base 139 to 1092 and encodes 317 amino acids. Gene Ontology annotation, cellular component: nucleus; transcription regulator complex. Gene Ontology annotation, molecular function: DNA binding. Gene Ontology annotation, biological process: regulation of transcription by RNA polymerase II. The transcript is spliced from 2 exons.